CCAUAGAAUCUAAUGUGGUUUGUUCAUAGCAGCUUUGCUGCUUCUCGAAGCUGUAGUUCUUAGAGGUUACAAGACAAGAUUGAAUGUGAAUAGAACAAAACCACUGCAAUAUGUGUUUUAAGAAUAAUAAACGACACGUCUAAUCUCAGAAAGCAUUGAUCAAAGGACUAAAGCUAUUGAGAGAAGAUUCUUCUAGUCAGACGUAAGACUAAGACAUCAAGGAUGUUAAAGGCUGCACAGCAACGCCCUCCAGGCAACCCAGCACCAAAGAACAAUAUUCCUACGAUGUAGCGCACCUAUAUAAAUCUAAGAAAACACGGCCAUCCAAUAUCAUCUACCAUAACAGGUAGGUACAUCUCCGAACUACCUUAGGUACCUACACAAGCAUGGCUGCAAGUAACGCUGCUUCAGAGGGUAAGAUUCAUAAGUAAACUAAAAUAUUAUUGAGAAACUUGCUAAAGUCUUGAAGACGCCAUCUCGUCAGGGAUGGUUGAAGUUCGUCAAUUGGUUGCUGUCGAUCAAGCCAUAUUCGCGAAAGUCGACAUCGCCCGCGGCACGCGUAUUGCUGCAGAGACCCCACUGAUAAUGUUACCACCCACUACGACUUUUGAGGAGGAGUUAUCAGGGAUUUGCAAGACUGUGGACAGUCUAACGAACGAGGAACUCAAGGAGUUAGACCAGCUGCCAUGCAGCUCCAAAGUGGCAGACGAGAUUCGAGAAAGAGGGUUCGUCACUAACCAGGUCUGGAGUUUCUAUAAGAGUAAGAAGUUGAAAAAUAGCGACGGAACUCUACUUAAAGGGAAGAAGCUGCGGAAGAUAGUCAACAAGACGGUCAACCUCUGCAUCACCUACGUGCUCAAUAACGUUCAGCUGGGUCCUUCUGGGAAAUACGGGUCGGGCCUUUUCUCCUUGUAUUCACGAAUCGGUCAUUCUUGCGUUCCUAACGCCUUCAAUUGUUGGAACCCGAUUCUACAGCGGCUGACUAUACACGCGAUUCACGACAUCAAAGCUGGCCAACAGAUCUUCGUGAAUUACACUGGCAUCACGUGCCGGACUCGCAACCAGCGCGGCGUCUCCUUGUAUGCCGUCUGGCGAAUCGUUUGCAAUUGCGCAGCCUGUACCGAUGAUGCGAUUGAUCAGUUGCGAUAUCGUAUGCUGCUCCUCGACCAAGCGCUAGCAGCCUAUCAACUCGGGGUACUCCACGAUCCACAUCUCACGGGUGUUCCGAAGCUCGCAACAGCCCAGCAAGCCCUGGGCGCUGCAGAAGAGCUUGUAAAGCUUCUCAAGAGACAGCGACUAUGUGGUAUGGAAAUUCGCAGAGCGUAAGUAACCCGCCUCAACUUAAGUCUCUGAAAGCUAAGACUCGGGAUGCUCCGCUCUGCGGUACUUGGAGAAUAACAAAGAUGACAGGCUGCGCGAAUGUUCGAGAUUUGCCUUUGACAGCAGGGCAUACGAGAAGGCGUUGAAGUAUGCGCGCGAGGAGCUGAAGUAUGAGACGAUGCUUAUCGGCACGGAAACUAGUCAUCUAGAAGAAGAAAAUGACGGCGCGAAAUAUUGGGUUGAGUAUUUGGAGAAAGAAGUCAACGCUCAUGUCUUUCGUUGAUAGGAGAUAACUUCGUUACUGGAGUUUAUUGGAUUCUUUGGGUCGGGUCGGAGUGGGUAUUAGAGAGAGAUAUUAGAAGAACUAUCUCAUCUCAUUUUAUCUUAUCUCAUCUCAUCGCUGAUUACUAACUCCGGUCACUUACUGAAGCUAAAAUGUCUGGGUUUACGAUUCAUAUUGCUUCAUAGAAAUAUAAAUGUGAUACGAUUGGAC
Molecule: messenger RNA, 1813 nt
Organism: Daldinia caldariorum
Lineage: Eukaryota; Fungi; Ascomycota; Sordariomycetes; Xylariales; Hypoxylaceae
Exons: 1
Coding region: 487-1326 (279 amino acids)
Molecular function (GO): protein binding
Source: RefSeq, a predicted model, not a curated record